AUGGGGAACCAGACGAGCAAGAAGGCGAGUCCAAAGGCAUCCGCCCGCACCCUGGGCUCUGAGACCGAUUACCUUUCUGCCAAUAGUAGCCAACCCUCCCUCCAAGACGCCAAGCGUGACUCUCUCUCCACUAGACCAACUGCAACUACGACGGGACGGAAUGGAGGCAGCUCCAUCGAGGCAGCCAAUGGGCGUGUCCAAGGAACAGCAACAUCUCAUGAGAAGAACACCAAUGGCAACAACAGUAACAAUAACCCAGUGUCAUCUCUAUUGGGUCGGUCCUCCCACGAGUCUGCGACAGGAGUAGCAGCACCAACAGCCUUAUUGGCGUCCCUCCCUCGCGCCAGGCCGAAUUCCUCGUGCGAGAGUAGCCCCGUUCAGGUGAACAUCGAUGUCGUCUCGGGGACCAUCCUGCCAAGCCAUGCCCAGGACUCGUCUGAACGAAGGCUAAAGUCGUCGCUUGUCUCGAGUGACCUGAUUCAACCCCCACCAGCGGCCCAUACCCAAGACAGCACACUACACCAUUACCAACAGCAACAGCAGCAACAACGCCAUUCAAGUCAAGGGGUCGUAGGCCCGAGCUUGACAGGCGUGUCAGGUCAACAACAACAACAACAACAACAACAACAGGGAAAUACUAGUAGUCAAAACGGAACAGGCUCGACUGGCCCAGGAGCAGCUACUACCGGUGUAGCCACCACCAAGACGGCCAGUGGUAUCAACAAUAACACCAACAAUACCAAUGCCAAUAUCAAUAAUAAUAAGGACGGCGUAGCCAAUGUCGACUCGAAAUUAAGACAGGAGCACUAUGACCACAUCAAAAACAACAUUUUUGGACGCAGUAGUAGUAGCGACCAUGACAACGACUCUGUGCUCCCUCCUGCCAAUGGCAACGAUGACCACCAACAGGCUCACCAGCAGAGUCAAGCAAACGGAGCCAACAGCAACAAAGAUACCCAACAAGACCAGGAACACGACUACAGUCAUCAGGAACAAGAACAGGAACCACCUGCACCUCCUCCACCAGAGCCAAGCAUCCCCUUUGCUGUCCUGGAGCCAGGCGAGCCAAUCCUGGUCAAGCGACCUCAUUUGUCGCCAUUGAUCAUCCCUUCGUCGCUGCCUUCCUCUGCCCGCUCGCCACCUCAGACAAAGUCGCUAGAACUCUCACCGACGGCGCGCAUUCCCUUCUUGGGAUCGGGCGACAAGAGCAACAAAGCCGUGGAUAUCGACGAGAUGAUUUCAAAGCUGCUGGAUGCUGGCUACUCGGGCAAGAUCGCCAAGAACAUCUGUCUCCGCAACAGCGAGAUUAUCUAUAUCUGCCAGACCGUCCGGGAGGUGUUCCUCUCUCAGCCGACUUUGAUCGAGUUGAAUGCGCCGGUCAAGAUUGUAGGCGAUAUCCAUGGACAGUACACGGACUUGCUGAGGAUGUUUGAGAUGUGUGGGUUCCCCCCGUCAGCCAACUUUUUGUUCCUGGGCGACUAUGUGGAUAGAGGCAAGAUGAGUCUCGAGACGAUACUUUUACUGUUUUGCUACAAGAUCAAGUACCCCGAAAACUUUUUCUUGCUCCGUGGUAAUCACGAGUGCGCAAGUGUCACCAAAGUCUACGGAUUCUAUGACGAGUGCAAACGCCGAGCGAGUAUCAAGAUGUGGAAGGCCUUUGUUGAUGUGUUCAACUGUCUACCCUUGGCAGCCAUUGUCGCCAACAAGAUCUUUUGUGUCCACGGAGGUCUCUCGCCAUCCCUGGGAACCAUGGACGACAUUCGCGCCCUGCGACGACCAACUGACGUCCCCGACUAUGGACUGCUGAACGAUCUCCUGUGGUCAGACCCUUCGGACACGGCACUAGACUGGGAAGACAACGAGCGCGGAGUGUCGUACUGUUUUGGGCGCAGCAUCAUCCAAAAGUUCCUGAACAAACACGACUUUGACCUGAUCUGCCGCGCACACAUGGUGGUCGAGGACGGGUACGAGUUCUUUAACGAUCGAGCCCUGGUCACGGUCUUUUCUGCGCCCAACUACUGUGGUGAGUUUGAUAACUUUGGGGCUGUAAUGAGUGUGAGCGAAGAGUUGCUCUGUUCGUUUGAGCUGCUCAAGCCCAUUGACCAGGCGACGGCUCGUGCGCAGAUGCAGAGUUUGGCGGCGACGAACGGCGGUUGGAGGGUGAACAAGCAGCGCCUCAGCAUACCCGAUGGCAAUUCUGUCUAUGGGGUCACGCAGAACACGGGCUUUAGCAACUGA
Linnemannia hyalina is the source of this 2238-nucleotide messenger RNA. The record is from the annotation of a GenBank genome assembly. NCBI's taxonomy places the organism in Eukaryota, Fungi, Mortierellomycota, Mortierellomycetes, Mortierellales, Mortierellaceae.